Messenger RNA from Adineta ricciae, 858 nucleotides. NCBI's taxonomy places the organism in Eukaryota, Metazoa, Rotifera, Eurotatoria, Adinetida, Adinetidae. The record is from the annotation of a GenBank genome assembly.
AUGCCAACUCAAUCACGAUUAAGUCUCAACACAUUAUCGGUUGAAUUAGUCUAUCGCAUUCUCGAUUGCAUGGAUCUUUUAAAUAUCUUUUGGUCAUUACAAUGCGUUAGUCAACGAUUAAACACAAUUCUCAAAACUUAUUCACGAUAUCAAACUCUUGAGACCCUUGGUUGUUCAUGUUGGUCGUCAAACAUAUUCGAAGUUUACGAUCGUCAGGUAAAGUCUCUUUCGAUCUUUGAUUGGCCUCAAGAUCAUCUAGAAAUCUGUCAAACCGAUAAUUUCGAGAAUACAUCCUAUUCCGCAAUGUUGCACAUUUGGGAAUCAGUUCCGCACACGGAAUCAGUUCCCACGAUUCCGGAAUUCACCCGAAGCAAUUCCGGAAUCGAUACACAGUAUUCCGCGGAAUUCCUACCAAUUCCGGAAUUACACCCACCCCCUUCACCCUCACAUAUCAUCUCCCCUAUACACCACCCAAUUCCGUUUACGGAAUUCCGGAAUCGGCUGAAGGAAUUCCGGAAUUCAUUGAACUUGUGUAAAGACGGAAUUCCGGAAUCAUACAAUACGACACUUAAACACAUCAGUUUUAAAAACAUCGAAAUCUGUAACACACAAUUUCAUUGUUUACAAACCAUAUUAAACUUGAACUCAACAUCAAUUGAAUUAACAAUCCAUAAGAUUGAAAUCUAUGGCAUGAAUAAUGAAUUACUAGGUCAUUUAAUUGAUUUUGUUGAGCAUAAUCGAAUACAUCUGUCUGUUGUGCCUCCUCAAAAAACACUAAAAAUAUCGUUUAUUGAUUCCGCGUCUAGUAAUAAUAUGACUGAACAACUGAAACUAUUGGUUUUAUUAAACGUGGAAUAA